Molecule: messenger RNA, 992 nt
Organism: Astyanax mexicanus (Mexican tetra)
Lineage: Eukaryota; Metazoa; Chordata; Actinopteri; Characiformes; Acestrorhamphidae
Product: myosin-IIIb-like
Exons: 9
Coding region: 135-992 (285 amino acids)
Biological process (GO): protein phosphorylation
Molecular function (GO): ATP binding; protein kinase activity
Source: RefSeq, a predicted model, not a curated record
GUGAGGUCUGCUGGGAGUUAGAAGCACUUCCUCUCAGAAGGGAACCUGCAGCCACUUAUCAAAUUCCGGUUAAUAAUUAAGGUCUCAGGAGCUCCGGAGCUUCUAAAUCACUUCGGCUAUGGUAGGAAACGGCUAUGGCAGGAAAUGUGAAUGGAAGAGUUGAUGCAGUGCAAAAUGGGGGGCUGGCUAAUUCUGAGGGAACAGAGGGAACAGAGUUUUACCAUCUUCACGGCAGAAUAUGGAGGUCACUGUAUGGACUGUACCCCUACAAGUCAAGCAUGAUUGGGCUGGAGUCGCUGGCUGACCCCUCUGAUGAAUGGGACAUCAUAGAGACCAUUGGGAAGGGGACCUAUGGCAAGGUCUACAAGGUCAACAACAAGAGGAAUGGAAGUCAAGCAGCAGUGAAAGUCCUGGAUCCCAUUAAUGAUGUUGAUGAGGAGAUUGAAGCAGAGUACAACAUCCUGCGCUCUCUCUCUAACCAUCCUAAUGUGGUGAAGUUCUUUGGCAUGUUCUACAAGGCUGAUGACCUUUCUGGAGGGCAGCUUUGGCUGGUGCUGGAACUGUGUAAUGGGGGUUCAGUAACAGACCUGAUAAAAGGUUUGCUGAUGAGGGAGAAACGUCUGGAGGAGCCAGUCAUCUCUUACAUCCUCUGUGGUGCACUGUUGGGCCUGCAGCAUCUGCACAACAACAGAAUCAUCCAUCGUGACGUCAAAGGCAACAACAUCCUGCUCACCACAGAUGGAGGAGUCAAGCUGGUGGACUUUGGUGUGUCUGCACAGCUGACGAGUGCACGCUUGCGCAGAAACACAUCGGUGGGAACGCCUUUUUGGAUGGCUCCUGAGGUGAUAGCAUGUGAACAGCAGUUUGACUACUCGUACGAUGCCCGCUGUGAUGUGUGGUCUCUGGGUAUCACUGCUAUAGAGCUGGCUGAUGGAGAUCCGCCGCUGUCCGAGAUGCACCCUGUGAAAGCUCUGUUCAAAAUACCACGGUGA